Messenger RNA from Paramecium tetraurelia, 2045 nucleotides. RefSeq lists its product as uncharacterized. The transcript has 2 exons. Lineage: Eukaryota; Ciliophora; Oligohymenophorea; Peniculida; Parameciidae. The record is from RefSeq and is a predicted model, not a curated record.
AUGGAGCUUCUUUGUCUAUGUUGUGAAUGUUGUUUCCCAGAUCACGCCGACGGUUUUAAAUGUGGAGGUAUUGCUUGCUUUGGUUGCUGUUAUUGUUGCGCUGAAGGCUAUUCAAACAAUAUAUCUGGGAAUAAGUCAAGAGUCUAUAGAUUCAUAAACAUCGUUCUUAUUUCGAUAUUUACCGCUGUUGCUGUGGUUUUAACAUCGAUUAUCUAAAGCUAAACAUCCUUAUCUAAUCAACAAAUAACAAACAUUUUCGAUAAUUGGUAGCUUGGUGCUUUGACUGAUAUUUAAAUAUUUGACUUCUGCCCAGAAGAUUUUGAAUUACUUUCCUCCUAUUCCAUACCAGGAACGUAGGAUGGAUGUAUCUGUAUGGACGAUAGAGAGCUUUCAACAACCGAUUGCACAGAUUGGUAACUACUUCAGGGGUGUUAUAAUAUAGAAAUAAAAGACCCAAUAGACUUAUUUAAAUGGGCAUAACCUGCUAAUAACUCGUUUUAUGCUGUUGAGAUUUGUGGAAAGAGAUCUGCAUUACCAUUUUAUGACUUAUUAAAAAAUAAAAUAACAACUGCAGAAGAUUGUAAAGCAAAUGGGUACAAAGUAUGUUAAACUGAAUCCACAACAAACUUUUAUUGCGUUCUCUAAGAUGAAGCCUGUCCAUUAAGAGAAAUCAUAAUUAGUUCAUACCAACUCUCUGAAUACGACAUAUAAUAAAACAAUUAUAGUUUAAUUUAUGACAAGGGAUUUUAUACAUAUGUAGGUCUAUCAAAAGAAACCACUCCACUAAUGAAUUUUGCCAUUGUUAAAGGCAAGGGAGUAUGUUUUGAUAACAGCAAAUAUAGUCUGAAUCCUAAACUCGAAGAGGAUUACAUCUUGUUUGAUCCAGCCCCAGAAGAUUGUGUCUUAGAUGAUAGUUAUUUCUAGAUAUCAACUACAACUGAAAAAUAGUUGUUUCAACUUAACAAUAUUCUGUCGCUGGUUCAAUCAGAAAGACCUCUGUAUAACAUUAGUAGCAAAAUACAAUACUAAUUACUUGCUUAGAAUCAAAUAUAUUUUAAACAGGAUUGCAGAUCUAAUAAUUUUGAAUAACUAAUUGAUCUUGACUCAAGGUUUAAAAGUCAGAGCACUUUAAUUAUCUGUUAAUUAGUGUUUUCAUGCGUAUCAUUUGUAGUGAUAUUGAUUUUUAUGACAAAUGAAUUACAUCGUUGCUUUUAUAAAGAUUGUGGUAAAUGUUACGCAGGAUUUUAAUUUCUUAUCAAAGAACUUAUAGUUUAUUUACUUGGCAUAACUGUUAUUGUUGGCUAUUCAUUUAUGAUUGAUUUGGUCAUUACUUUAGAUGAUUUUACUAAAAAGAAUUGUUUCCCUUAAAGUGGCUAAGACAGAAUGAAUUAAGUGCAUGAUGGCUUGGUCAAUACUUCUUUGUCCCUUUCCUAUUGUCUCCUUGUAAACGUAGGUCUGAUGAUGGUAAUUAAUUUUUUCAUGUCAACCUUUACGUGUUUUAAAAAUUAUAAACUUCGUUUGAAGAUGCCAAGUUUCUUCACAAGGUAAAAAUCAUACAAUUAUGAUCCCUAUCGUUACAACCCAUAUGAUAAUAGAAAGAAGGAAGAUCCUAAUUAAAAUAAUAACUAAAAUCCUCCCGAUAAUUACUAAAACCCCCCCUAUAAUAACUAAAAUCAGAAUUAAUUUCAAUAUCAUAGCUAAAAUCCAAAUCCUUAUUAUAACUAAAAUCCAAAUCCUUAUUAGAACUAAAAUCCUUAUGAUUAGCGUUAUGGCAACCAUCAUGUUGUAGGGCAUAAUAACAAUCCAGAUCGAUAUAUGGGCUAUGGUAAUAAUAAUAACCCACUUCAAAAUCAAUAAUAUUACCCCCAUCAACUUUAGUAAAAUCCUCCUCCUUAAUAUUACGAAUAGUAAGAAUUUCAUAAUCGACCUCCUUAAUAAAAUUAUGUUUAAAAUCAAGAAGAUCCUCCAGUAAUCGAAGGAGAAAAUGAAAAAAAAUGAGAAAAUCCGAAUUCUAUUGAUAUUUAAGAAUUAAAGAAUUAUAUAAA